Molecule: messenger RNA, 781 nt
Organism: Vitis riparia (riverbank grape)
Lineage: Eukaryota; Viridiplantae; Streptophyta; Magnoliopsida; Vitales; Vitaceae
Product: dirigent protein 22-like
Exons: 1
Coding region: 30-596 (188 amino acids)
Source: RefSeq, a predicted model, not a curated record
AAAGCCUCUUGCAUGAUUGUAUCUCCAUCAUGGCUAAAACCCUUACUUACUUCGCCUUCCUCUUCUUCUCCACCGUCGCCGCUGCCGUCGGCGAUGGCCACACUUUCUCCAGAAACCUUUCUCCCGAAUCAUUAGGCCUCAAGCGUGAGAAGCUCAGCCACCUCCACUUCUACUUCCAUGACGUCCUUACCGGACCCAAUCCCACCGUCGUGAGAGUGGCGGAGGCCGCCGUGACCAACAAGUCUGCCACGCUGUUCGGCGGGGUGGCGGUUCUGGACGAUCCCUUGACUGUGGGGCCCGAACCCAGCUCCAAGUUGGUGGGAAGAGCUCAAGGAAUGUACGCAGCGGCCUCGCAGAAGGAAUUUGGUUUGUUGAUGGUGAUGAACUUUGCUUUCAUGGAGGGAAAGUAUAACGGCAGUACUCUCAGUGUUUUGGGACGAAACACAAUCUUCUCGAAGGUGCGGGAGAUGCCGAUCAUCGGCGGGAGUGGGGUUUUCCGAUAUGCACGUGGGUAUGUUGAGGCGAGGACUUACAGCUUUAACGUCAAAUCAGGAGAUGCGGUUGUGGAGUAUAAUGUUUAUGCUUUCCAUUACUGAUUUCUCUCUCUAACUCUAUGUUGGCUAUUUGCUUUAAUUUCUCUCCAAUAAUGCUUCUGAUGAUGAGAGGGUGAUGUUGACUUCUCUGUCACAGAGGAGCUCCAGUCUUCUCUUUACGUAUUGUGCUUGAUGGCUGAACGGAAAUUUUCAAUUCAUCUAAUUUGUUUGUGAUUUAUAUCUUUUAA